This is a messenger RNA of Xyrauchen texanus (razorback sucker), 5010 nucleotides long. Its product is annotated as coiled-coil domain-containing protein 149-A-like. The transcript is spliced from 12 exons. NCBI's taxonomy places the organism in Eukaryota, Metazoa, Chordata, Actinopteri, Cypriniformes, Catostomidae. The record is from RefSeq and is a predicted model, not a curated record. Bases 116 to 1912 code for a protein of 598 amino acids.
CCAGAGUAAACAGUGACUGGGGCAGGAGAACAGGAGAAGGUGGAUCGAUGCUCGCGAAUGUAUCAUAGCAUUUAUUUUCUAUAAGAGAGACUAGAAUUGCCAGACGCUGCAAGAAAUGGACUCUGCCAAGAGAAGUGAAAGUGACUGGCAAGGUUUAGUGAACGAGUUCUUGAUAUGCAAACGCAAGCUGGAGAGCAAGAAGGAUGCCCUUCUCAUUCUUUCCAAAGAGCUGGACAGUUGUCAACAGGAGAGAGACCAAUACAAGCUGAUGGCCAACCAGCUUCGAGAGAGACACCAGGGCUUAAAGAAGAAAUACAGAGAACUAAUUGAUGGUGAACCUUCACUUCCACCAGAAAAGCGCAAUCAGGUCGUUGUAUUCUCUUUCUCUCUGGCUUCCUGUCUUUCUCUUACUCAGGUGAAUUUGGCGCAGUUGUUGAUGAAUUCACGGGAGAGGAAUAAACAACUUUCAGAAGAGGUGAAGGAGCUCACUCAGAGACUAAGUGAGAUUCAGGGAGACAAUAAGCUUUUAAGAAUGACUAUCACAAAACAGAGGCUUGGGGAUGAUGAAGUUGGAGUGAGACAUUUCCCUGUUCAUGAGCGAGAAGACCUGGUCAGACAACUUGAAAAGGCAGCACUGCAGAGAGAGGAGCUUAAACACAGUCUUAAGACAGUGAGCGAUGAACUGCAGGAUAUGAAGGCAGAGAGGACUGUGUUCAAGGAAAAGGCUGAACGUCUCAACCGUGAGCUGAACCACAUUCUGGGUGGCCAGGAGAGACGUAUCAUUGAUGUGGAUGCCCUAUGCAUGGAGAACAAAUAUUUACAUGAGAGAUUAAAACAAGUUCAAGAGGAGGUCCUCCUUUUGAAGAGUAACAUACAGAAAUAUAAGACAGAUUUGGAUCGAAGAAGAAACUCAAAAAUAGGGAGCAAGUCUAACAGCAGUGCUCUUACAGGAGUCCUUUCUCCUAAACAAGUGCAGGAGUUGUUGUCAGAGGAAAAUGCUCGCAGUCUACCAGCCACACCUCAGUCUAUUUCAGAUCUGAAGUCUUUAGCAACAGCCUUACUGGAGACCAUUCAUGAGAAGAACAUAGUCGUUCAACACCAGAAAAAGACCAACAGAAUUCUGGGAAAUCGAAUUGCUGAUUUGGAAAAGAAGUUGAAGACACUGGAAGUUUCUGGACUUUGGAGUCUCCCAGGAGGCAGAGAUGCCAUCACCCUGUGUGAGAGCCAGUAUCCCGCCACCCCUUCCUCUUUUGGCCUUCCAGAUCAGCCAGAAGCACCUGAAACAACUAAUCCACGGCCUUCUACAGAUGACAGGACAGGAAGAGGAUUGCCAUCGCUAUGGGGGCAGGACACAGCUGGCAAUGACAGCUUCCCGAACAUGUGGCAUGGCUCCCACACCUGUCCAAAUGGAGGUGGAGAGGAGGUGGACGCACCUGUCACCCCUGACAAUGGGGAAGAGAUCAUUUUAUGUGGGACCGAAAUUGUGAGACAGACUAAUGGGCUGGUCAGGACUGAAGUGAUGGAAGGUCCCUGCUUAGAAACGGGUCCCAGACCUGUCAAGGAGGGAACCCCAAUUUUAGAGUAUUUAGAGGAAGAAAAUGGGGAACGGUGUCUGGUAGUGGAGAAGGGUGAAGAUGCAGCCUUGGCUCUGGCGACAACUCUGUCUCAACUCAAAUUGACACCAAAUGCUUCCAUUACUCUUGACCAAACAGUGAGUGAAAAUGUCAACUCUCAUACUGCUGGGGAAGUGCCAAAACCUAGCUUUGAAAAUAUUUUGGAAGGUACCUCAUUAAAUAUAACCUCCAUAAAGAAGCAGUCUGUUGAGUAUAGUAACUCUUCUCUUCUGCAGGGGUGGGAACUGGGGUGUCAAUUAGGAGAGACUGACAUGGACCGCAGUCAAAGUGUCGCCUGAACAACAAACAAGCUCCUCUCUUUCAUUAGAGAUUACAAGUUCCUUUCUUUUCAGAUUAAUCUGCUUUAAUGUGUUUAUUAUUGCCUGGAUCUGCAUCAAUUACAAAGCAGCUGAAUUAAAAAUUAGUGAUUUGUGUAUUUUGUGGCUAAAUUUUGGUCUAUUGCAGAUCAAACUAUUUAACUCUCAAGGCUGAAACAUACUUUACACAAAUAUGCAUAUGCAGAUAUGAACGCUUGGCCACUGCAUUAUCAGUACAUGUUCUGGUUGAACAUGCUAAACGUGCGUUUUUGCGUUACCAAGCCGGAACAAACCUCAGUACUCAAGAGGGCGCAUAUAGUUAUCUUCAAAAGUCUGUGCCAUUAAACUUGCUGUGUUAAUAUUCUGCCAAUUUUUAUAAAUAUAUUGACUUCAACUUAAUUGUUCAGCAAUAAUCUCUUCAAAUUGUUGCUCUGCCAUAACAAUAAUUGGCUAGAAAGAGAAAACGCAGCUGAAGCGGCAGUUCACUGUAAUCUCGCAAUGGCAAGGUCGAGAAUGCAACACAUACUUGCGUUGUGUUAUUACUUCUGGUCUCACACAUUCUGUAAUGCUAUUUUGUAAUGCACAUACUUGUGAGUAUAUUUAGUUAUAUUUUAUUACAUUUAAUAAUCAAGUACCCCUCACAUGACAUAAAAGUUGUGUUUAUUCCCAUUUUUACCAUAUCAGAUUUCGUCACAAUGUACACCGUAGAAAAUUAUGUGCUAAAUUUACUUAAAAUUUAGUGCUUCAUUUUUGAAAAUGACAAGUGUAUUCCACUUGGAAGUUUUUUUUUUAUAUUACUUAAAAACCUUAGUUGCCAAUGCCCAAAUUGUUUAGUUCCUAACAAAUGUUUUCACUGCAAAAACUGCACCACACCUCUUUUUCACCCUAAAAUCUAGGUUUACCCCACUAUAUACAUUUGAAGAUCAUUCAGGUCUGCUUACCCAAAAGCAUCGUAAGCCAAAGUAGAUCGUAUCAACCAUUGGCGCAAGUGGUCUCUAUGAUCAACUUAAGCUUACGAUGCUUUUGGGAAACGUAGCCCAGCAUAGUUAUUUUAAUUGCUUGCAACUUCUGAAAUUUUGGAUUUAGCUUAAAAACUCAAGCCUAAGUUCCAAUCUUUACUAUAUUGGUAACCCCCAAAUCUCCAACAUUAUAGAAACUCUUCUAAAUCUCAGUAUAACAGAACAUUAUAUACUAACAAGUCUCCCCCUUUAUUCAUCUUGGACAUAACACAUAAAAUAACACUUAAUUUUAACAAUAACUCUCAACUUUGUUGAGGUUCUCCAUUAUUUUAAAUACAUUUACAUUUAUGCAUUUGGCAGACGCUUUUAUCCAAAGUGACUUACAGUGCACUUAUUACAGGGACAAUGCCCCUUGCUCAAUGACACAAUGGUGGUGGCUGUGGGGAUCGGACCAGUGACCUUCUGGUUAUCAGUUAUGUGCUUUAGCCCACCACGCCACCACCACCACAACAACACAUCAAAUCAAGUCUCAAAUAUUGCAUUAAAUUGAGUAAAGUUCAAAGCAUAACAUAAGUAAAAUCUGUUUAUUUCAUUGAGCAAUAUGGACUGAGGGCAGAAAUCAUGGGGUGGCUGUAGCUCAGGUUGUAGAGCAGGUCGGCCACUAAUCACAGGGUUGGCGGUUCUAUUCUUAGCCCACAUGACUCCACAUGUCGAAGUGUCCUUGGGCAAGACACUAAACCCCAAGUUGCUCCCAGUGGCAGGCUAGCACCUUGCAUGGCAGCUCUGCCGUCAUUGGUGUGUGAAUGUGAAUGACCAUUUACCAUUUUACCAUCAUUUUUUGCAGUGUUCAGUUUUUUUUUACUUGACUGUAAUAUGCACACAUGUUUAAUUUCAACCAGAUAAAAGGCCUUUGAGAUGAAUUUUCAUAUAAUUUAGUGUGAUUUAAUGUAAUAGUAACAUUUAACAAUAAUGGUUCCUUACUGUAACAAUACUUUUAAAGCAUUUUCUAAUCUUUGUUAAUAUCAACAUAUACGAAUUCAUUUUUUUAAUCAAAUGUUGUAUUUGUUAAAUGUGCACUGAGUAAGUUUUUGUUUGUGUCAUCUUGGACUUACAGUGACAUCUAGUUGUGUGGAUGCAGGAUCAUUUAAAAUCAAUAAUUUUCAGUUACAGAUGCUAUUGUAGAAAUUCACUAUUCACAGUCAGCCAUGAUUAAUUUAAUCCAAGAGUGAAAGUGUCCAAUAACAAGAUGGAUACUGAGAUUAAGCGAGUAGAAUUCAGCUGGUCAUGUGAUCCCAACACUGCUGCCCCAUGAGGGCGCCCUUGUCCCAUGUAGAAUAAAACAGCUUUUAUGACUAGAAUCCUCAUCUCAUGUGAGUGGUCUUGAUUUUAUUCAUAUGUUUCAAAGUACCAAUUCAUUUCUAUACGAGUGAAACUUUUAAAUGGGGGAAGAAAAUAACUGAGUGUACCUUUAACAUUAGUUAAUGAACUAUGAACUUGCAUGAAUUAACAAUGAACCGUUGUAUUUUAGAUGCUGUAAAAAAUAUAUUUUUAUUGUAUGUUUUAUGAUACCUAAUGCAUUUAUGUUAACGAAUAGAACUUGCAUGUAAAGUGUUGCCAAUGUGGUCUUGGCUUGUUAGCCAAGUCAAACCCAAGGACCAAUUGGACACGUGCAUUCUUUCAAAAGAGCCUCUUUAAACAUUGUUAAUUACAAUGGAAUUGGUUUAGUCAUUUAAAUUUACAUUGAAUUAUUUUAGUUCUGCAAUCCUUUACAUUUCUAUCUGCAUACAAAUAAAAAAAUCCAGCACAGUAUUUACAAUCAUCUGCCAAGAUAUGUUUCUGGAAUGCUUACAGGUUAGAGUUUAUCUUACAGACUGAAAAUGCAUUCAAGUACAUUUGAAUUUUGUGAAGUACUAAAUUAUGGCUCACCAUGUUGCCUAACUGACAAGACAGUGGUUUAAUAUUUAAUAGCCAAGGUUAGACAAACACAUCGUGUAGGAUGUGCCCUCUACCCUGCACAGUAAAUCCAAAAGUCUUAUGCAUUUGUCUGGACCGUAAAUUAAAUGCAUUAGUUAACAUUUUAUAAAGAGUGAUCGAUCGAAAACCUUUGUAAAAUAUAAUUCA